Messenger RNA from Annulohypoxylon maeteangense, 1083 nucleotides. RefSeq names its product 1-aminocyclopropane-1-carboxylate. The record is from RefSeq and is a predicted model, not a curated record. The coding region runs from base 1 to 1083 and encodes 360 amino acids. Gene Ontology annotation, molecular function: pyridoxal phosphate binding; 1-aminocyclopropane-1-carboxylate deaminase activity; D-cysteine desulfhydrase activity. Gene Ontology annotation, biological process: amine catabolic process. Lineage: Eukaryota; Fungi; Ascomycota; Sordariomycetes; Xylariales; Hypoxylaceae. The transcript is spliced from 3 exons.
AUGGCUGAACUCGACCUCCGCAUCCCCGAGCCCUUCGCGAGUAUUCCUCGGGAAUCUCUCAUGUUCGGGCCAUCCCCUAUCCAGCACUUGCCGCGGAUAUCCGCGGCCCUAGGCGGAAAAGUCCAAGUCUACGCCAAGCGUGAAGACUGCAACUCAGGACUUGCCUUCGGCGGGAAUAAAGUGCGAAAGCUAGAAUAUCUCGCCGCGGAGGCAAAAGCCAAAGGCGCCGACACCCUAGUAUCCAUCGGCGGCGUACAAUCCAACCACACCCGCGCCGUCGCCGCCGUCUCCGCGGCCCUCGGGUUAAAAUGCGCACUAGUCCAAGAGCGCUGGGUAUCCAUCAGCUCAUCCGCGAGCUCAUCGGAAGAACAGCACUACAGCAGCGUAGGCAACAUCCAGCUCUCGCGGCUCAUGGGCGCCGAUUCACGGCUCGAACCCGCGACCGCGUUCGGAAUCGAGCACAAGCCCACUCUCGCGAACCUGGAAGCGGAGCUGAAAGGUAAAGGGCAGAAGCCGUAUUACAUACCGGCAGGGGCAUCGGACCAUCCGUUAGGCGGCCUCGGGUUCGCGCGGUGGGCGCUGGAGGUCGAGGCGCAGGAGAGAGCGACGGGGAUGUUUUACGACACGGUGAUCGUGUGUGCGGUGACGGGGUCGACGUUCGCGGGGAUCGUGGCUGGGUUCAAGCUUGCGCAGCUGAAGUUGGGGUCUAAGAAGAGGCGUGUGAUUGGCAUCGACGCUUCCGCGACUGUGAAGCAGACUUUUGACCAGGUGCUUCGGAUAGCCAAGUUUACGGCUGUGAAGAUUGGGUUGGAUGAGAGCGAUAUCACGGAGGCGGAUAUUGAGCUCGAUGAUAGGUACCAUGCUGGCGUGUACGGAAAGGCGGAUGCGCAGACGCUAGAUGCGAUUAAGUUCGGGGCGCAGACUGAGGCGUUCAUUACGGAUCCCGUGUACGAAGGUAAGAGUUUGGCGGGGAUGAUGGAUCUCAUUCGAAAGGGCGAGAUACCUGAGGGAAGCAAUGUGUUAUACGCUCAUCUAGGGGGACAGCUAGCGUUGAAUGCUUAUCCCGAGAUUGGCACCAAAUAG